GUCUCUUGCUAGAGACGUCGAAUACACAAUGCUUGGACCUACAGUAUAGAAAACUCCUGAGCAUCUGUAGGAGACAAUGUGUCCGGUAUAGUCUCGCUCGUUUUGUAGUAUGCAUCGUGCAUUGUGUUAGGGGGAGGUCCUUUGUAGUGCUGGAGUCAUGUUGUUUAAUCAGAUAUACCACACCUACUCGAAGGAUAUGCACAGUUAUUGACCAAUCACACGGUUUUAUGGAUACAGGGAAUUCCAACACCCCUUUCAUCUAUAACUACAUGUAUUACAUGUACAGUAGAACCUCGAUUAUCCAGCCCUCGAUUAUCCGGAACCUCGAUUAUCUGGCUUGGCAGUUUUCUUGUUAUCAGAUCAGAAAAUGGGCGUGUCCCUCAAACGCGCAUGCGCGUUGCAGCUGUUACCAUGGAGACAUGCCUGCUUAUCUUCUGCGCAUGUGCAGACAACCGUGUGGCACUGCUGUUUAUCAAUAAAGUGGGUGGAUCAAGGCGUGGUUUAUCUAUUCGAUUAUCCGGCCUGCUGGAACCAAGGUGUCCGGAUAAUCGAGGUUCUACUGUACAGUGGUUUGCACAACAGUUGUCCAGAGCAGGAAUUUGUUUGUUUAUACAACACUUUCCUAAUAUGGACGUACUAUGUAUGUGCUAAUACAUUCCUAAUAGGUAACGUAAGGUGUCAUAAUAGUCUGGUUGACCACAGAACUUACACAUAUACGACCACUCCUCAAUCUCAGCACAAAUAUAGACUUAGCUACGUAGUGUUUCGUAUCUGUACUACUGCAGUCUAAGAUGAGUAGCUCGAAAGAAGGCGCUAUGGCCUUAGAUAGCUGGGGCUACGCAACACCUGAGACAUUGGAAGCUUGCCAGGAAAGAACCACACAAUGGAAACCAGCUCUCUUGGAGCUAGCUAAACAAGUUCACAAAGCCAUGCUGCAUUACAAGCCCGACCUUCAGUCCAAGCUCACAGUACAGUGGUAUAUCAGUGAUGGGAGUCUGUUGGGAGCGUUUCGAUCUGGAAAGAUGAUUUCACAUGACUAUGACUUUGACUACGGACUGUGCUUUCUUACAGAGGACGGUUGUGUUGCUGAUUUAGAGACAAGUAAAAAAGGGUUACCUGCAAUUGCUAACUACCUUUCUGAGUCUUUGGACAAAAAAUAUACAAUUUUACCGAGAGAUGACGUUGCCUUCAAAAUUGAAGUGUAUCAGGAAUCGUCUGGAAUACAUUGGGACAAUAAGGGUCAGUGGUACAACGUGCAUAUGGACUUGCAAAUGUGCUUCUCUCCGGACCAAACAAAAUAUGUGUAUGCUUAUUUCCGUGACGAUUACAAUGACUAUAUCGAUAUACAAGUGCCUGAUGUUCUACCUUUGUCUGAAAUUGAGUUUGAAUCAACCAAAUGGCCUUGCCCCCGGAAUCCAGAGAAAUACCUAAUUGGUGUGUACGGCUACAUUGGUACUCCUGCUAAGUAUAACUCUGUGACAAGAAAGUAUGAACCUUUGAACUAGUUAAUCUAGGUACAUGUAUUUUUAUAAUUUAUUUUUGAAUAACUCAGGCAUUGCAUGGUAAAUUAUUAACAGUUAAAAGGUGUGUGUUUGGCAGAGAGAAUUCUAUAAAAGUGGCUUCAUUGUG
Halichondria panicea is the source of this 1629-nucleotide messenger RNA. RefSeq lists its product as uncharacterized. Bases 792 to 1505 code for a protein of 237 amino acids. Lineage: Eukaryota; Metazoa; Porifera; Demospongiae; Suberitida; Halichondriidae. The record is from RefSeq and is a predicted model, not a curated record. The transcript has a single exon.